Centropristis striata (black sea bass) is the source of this 3632-nucleotide messenger RNA. RefSeq names its product forkhead box K2b (gene foxk2b). NCBI's taxonomy places the organism in Eukaryota, Metazoa, Chordata, Actinopteri, Perciformes, Serranidae. The coding region runs from base 202 to 2088 and encodes 628 amino acids. Gene Ontology annotation, molecular function: DNA-binding transcription factor activity, RNA polymerase II-specific; protein binding; RNA polymerase II cis-regulatory region sequence-specific DNA binding. The transcript has 9 exons. The record is from RefSeq and is a predicted model, not a curated record. Gene Ontology annotation, biological process: regulation of transcription by RNA polymerase II.
GAUCUCUCUCUACCCUUUCUCUCGGCGGUGGGUCGGAGCCGCUGUCCCUGGCCUCGCAUGUUCCCCUCUAAAAUUCCUGUUUUGAAUUUGAUGCCCCUCUUGUAGAUUUGAUCCCUUUACACGCCUCUGUAAGGCCACAGUCGGGCGUUCAUUUACCGGUGUUUUAUUUGUCCCAGCAUCGGUGUUUAGAGACCCCAGAACAUGGCCGUGGUGAGCGGAUCGUCUGGGCCGGUUGCCCGGCUUGAGGGCCGUGAAUUCGAAUACAUGAUGAAAAAGCGCUCGGUGACCAUCGGCCGGAACUCGUCUCAGGGCUCCGUGGACGUGAGUAUGGGCCACUCCAGCUUCAUCUCCCGGAGGCAUCUGGAGAUAUUCACCGCCAGCGACGACGGCACCGGCAGCGGGGAUUUCUACCUGAGGUGUCUCGGUAAAAACGGGGUGUUUGUAGACGGAGUGUUCCUCAGACGGGGCGCCCCUCCUCUGCAGCUACCACGGAUGUGCACGUUCAGGUUCCCCAGCACAAACAUCAAGAUCACAUUCACAGCCCUGUCCAGCGGCAAGAAGGCAAAGCGUGAAGCUCCAGAGUCCCCAGUGAAACCAGUCCAGCCCCAGAUCUCCCCUCUGACCAUCAACAUUCCAGACAACAUCGCUCACCUAAUGAGCCCCCUGCCAUCGCCCACUGGCACCAUUAGUGCUGCUAACUCGUGCCCCUCCAGCCCGCGGGGCGCCGGCUCGUCCGGCUACAGGAUGGGAGGACGCAUGGUCAGCUCUGCAGAGCUGCAGCUUAUAAACGACAACUCCCAGCCUGAGAACGACAAAGACGCCUCUGGAGGGGACAGUCCCAAGGACGACUCCAAACCUCCGUACUCCUAUGCACAGCUGAUCGUCCAGGCCAUAACACUGGCUCAGGACAAGCAGCUCACACUAAACGGAAUCUACAAUCACAUCACAAAGAACUACCCGUACUACAGGACUGCAGACAAGGGUUGGCAGAACUCGAUCCGUCACAACCUGUCGUUGAACCGUUAUUUCAUCAAAGUGGCGCGGUCGCAGGAGGAGCCAGGCAAGGGCUCCUUCUGGAGGAUAGACCCGUCCUCGGAGGGCAAGCUCAUCGAGCAGGCCUUCAGGAAACGAAGGCCCCGGGGCGUCCCCUGCUUUAGGACCCCACACGGACCGCUCUCCUCCAGGAGUGCCCCGGCGUCUCCCAAUCACUCGGGCGUUCUCUCCGCUCACUCCAGCGGCGUCCAGACCCCCGACAGCCUGUCACGAGAGGGCUCCCCAGUUCCCCUGGAGCUGGAGACCUCCUCAGCCACUGCCCCGGCCACCACCACGGUGGUGCAGCCCAAACUGGCAGUCAUCCAGGAAGCACGCUUUGCACAAAAUACACCAGGCUCGCCUGUUAACAACCAGCCGGUACUCAUAGCAGUCCAGCGCCAGUUACCUCAGACCAUCAAGCCAGUGACCUACACCAUGGCCUCUCCCGUGAGCACCAGCACCUCCCAGCCCGCCGUGCAGACGGUCCACGUCCUGCAGCAGAUCCCCGCCGGCUCGCUCAGCUCCGCCGCUGUCAUCGCCCAGCCAGCCACCAUCCUCAAGAGCGAGCCGCAGGAGAACGGAGAGCACACGGGGGUCAAAGGUGAGGCAGCAGGACGAGGGAAGGAAACAGUGUUGUACAACACCAUAAAGGUCAAAGUGGAGACGGUCCCCACCAUCACCUCUAUAGGUGCCUCCAGUCGCAUCAUCCAGAGCUCCCAGUCCGGCGCCCCCCUGCAGACUGUUACCAUAGUGCAGCAGGCCCCCAUGGGUCAGCACCAGCUGCCUAUCAAGGCCAUCACACAGAACGGCACCCACAGCAUCACCACUGCCAUCCACGGCCCCGCCAGCUCUGCUGUGGCGAGCCCGCUCCACCUGCUGGCGGCCCACGCCUCGGCCUCGGCCUCCCUGCCCACCAAACGACAGAACGGGGACCAGCUGGCCAGCGAACAGCCGGACGCCAAGCGCAUAAAAUCAGAAGACGAGGAGGCCUCGAGCCACCAGGCCAACGCGGCAGACUCGGACUCGUCGGCAGCUAACGACCCGGGCCUCAACUAGUCUGUGCAACAUCACACCACACCACCUUCUCCUCCCCCCACGGCCUCUCUCUCUCUCUCUCUCUGUCUCUCUCUGUCUCUCUCUGUCUCUCUCUCUCUCUCUCUGUCUCUCUCUGUCUCUCUCUGUCUCUCUCUGUCUCUCUCUCUCUCUCUCUCUCUCUCUCUCUCUCUCUCUCUCUUAUUUGUCCCCCGUCGUUUCUUUCGUUUCUCCUCCUUCUAUCACUGACUCCCGAGGUGCCAAACGGAGAAGAUUCUUUUCAUUUUCAGUUUGGGUUUAUCUGUUCUAGAGCAUCACAAGUAGAAAAAAAACAGAAAAAGAGAAAAUACUGUCCACCCCUUUAAAAGACUGGAAUGUGGGUUGAGAACAAACAAGAAGAAACGGGACAAAGCUGAACUGAAAGGUGUCCCCUGUGAGCCACUGCAACAGGAGAGUGACUAAACCAAGACCACAGGAAGCCUUAACAACAAUUAACCCUUAAGAGCUGACCUUUGACCUCACGUGGUCCAGCGGGGGGGGGGUGGGAGGAGGGCCUGACUCCGCUCGGGCUGGACGCCACCUUUCUGUCGUAUCUACCUCAGAGCAGAUCGGAGACGCCGGCAGCCAGCAGAAUAAAUCCUCCCCGGGACCGGACCUGUCGGGACGGCUCUGGACGGACGAAGCAACCAACGAGUACGACAAGCAUUCAACGGUUUAAAAAAAACAGAAAAAAAAACGACGAAAAAAAACGGUCAAAGCAUUCAGAAAGGGAUCAACUCGGAGCCAAUAUUCCUGAAACUCUGGCAGCUAGCCUCUCACAAUACUGACCUUCCUUUAUCGCAGCUGUACGUAGAUAUGCAGUAUUUUGUUGUUCAAAUGUGGAGCAUAGCAUUUUUUUUAUGUAUUUUCACUUAUCUAGAUAAGUAAUAAUUUAAUUAAUAAAGGAAGCGUGCAAAAAUAAUGAGGUCGAAGACGUUUCGGUAACUAAGUUAGAAAUCUCACUUCUCUUUUUUUUUUUAUGUGGACUUCCUUUUUUCUGUUCGGUGAAACAGUGUAAUAGUUUUCGUAAUGUUUGUUUUUUUUCCCCCCUCUCGUUCUGACAUAUCCAUAUGAAAUUUGCUUAGUUAUACCUACAUAUUUUAAUACUUGCACAGAUAACCGAUAUAAGCAUAUGAAAUCUCCAUGUGUAGUUCCAGAUGUUGACCUUUGCAUGUAUCCGACAACAGAAGAGUUGUAAACUGUAAAUUGAACAGAGGAAAAAAGACCUGCUUUGUCCAAACCAGACCUGCACUUGAUUAAAUGUUUGUGUUUUCAUUUCCCUCCUCCUUUUCUUCUUCUUGUUCUUUUCCUCCUCCUCCUCCUCCUCAUCCCUCCCGGCUGUGUUGACGUUGUGGUGUUGGCAGACCUCCUCCUCCUCCUUUGCUUGAUUAUUUUACUCUGUUCUGGCGACCUGGCGAGUCUGUUUUCUGAUUGUACACGUUCCAAACAAUAGUAAAAGAAAAAAAAAUUGAUGUUUGUUCUGCUUCAGUGGAGAAAUGCUUUUUUUAAAAUAAAUUAAUUUAAAGCCC